GAGAAGCAGUCGGGCAAAAAAAAUAUUGAAAGGAAAAGUACGCGGUUUUGUUUGGCUUCGUCUCAUUUUUUCGUAUAGUCUGAUGUUCUAAUGUUGAUGGCAAAAGACAUUAUUGAAAUGGAGGAGAGCGUUAUUCAUCCUUCCGAAACACGACGACAAAGCGACUUCAUACAUUCUGAAAUGACAACGGAUCUCUUGUCCAUCUCAAGCGAUUGGAACCCGGCUUUAGUCUCUCGACGAGCAUCAGUUCCCAUGGAAAUCAUAAUUGGAGGCAAUGGAAAGCCAAUCUUCACGGCAACACCAUCUUCCACUGUCGGGUCUCCAGUUUUGAGUGACCGUAGAAGUUCGGAGGAGAAGGAGAAAAAGAAAAGCAAGUCAAGAAGUGGAUCUAAGAAACGGUCAAGCUCCCAGAAAAAGAAGACAACUACCACUACCACGACAAAAACGUCACAAAAGACAGCGAAGAAGAAGGAGGCAAAAGAUGUUACAAAAGAAAAAGACAGAGAGAGCUCCGAAGGUUCGCCGACAUCCAUUCUAACUAACGAUCUGGCCACUUGCUUCAUCGGUGCUCCAUCCCGCACAUCUAAACAGAUUGAAAAUCUCCCAGAGUACGAGCUACUCCGAAAAGAACUUCUCGUUACAGUUCGAGAUGCUGUUAUUCAAACUGAUUUAUUUUAGAUCGUCCCCUCAAACCAAUAAUUUUAUUUUCAAAACUGUAAUAAAAAGUUCAAAAAUUCA
Caenorhabditis elegans is the source of this 738-nucleotide messenger RNA. It is a transcript of the gene C30H6.12, whose product is annotated as BESS domain-containing protein. NCBI's taxonomy places the organism in Eukaryota, Metazoa, Nematoda, Chromadorea, Rhabditida, Rhabditidae. The record is from RefSeq and is marked reviewed. Bases 91 to 678 code for a protein of 195 amino acids. The transcript has 6 exons.